AUGUCGUCCUCCGCGAGCGGCUUCCUCGGCCGCUCGACUAGCAACAACUCCAACAUGCGAGGGUUGGUGCAAUUCAUUGCCGAUCUGAGAAACGCAAGAGCUAGGGAGCUGGAAGAGAAGAGAAUCAACAAGGAGCUGGCCAACAUUCGACAAAAGUUCAAGGAUGGCAACCUGAGCGGUUAUCACAAGAAGAAAUACGUGUGCAAGCUCCUCUACAUCUACAUCCUCGGAUGGAACGUCGACUUUGGCCACCUCGAGGCCGUCAACCUCAUCUCGGCGAACAAGUACUCGGAGAAGCAGAUUGGAUACCUCGCCAUGACCCUGUUCCUCCACGAGAAGCAUGAGCUGCUGCACCUGGUCGUCAACAGUAUAAGGAAGGACUUGCUGGACCACAAUGAGCUGUUCAACUGUCUAGCUCUCCACGCAAUUGCCAACGUCGGUGGCAGAGAAAUGGGAGAGGCCCUGAGCGGAGAGGUUCACAGGCUUCUGAUUUCGCCAACAUCCAAGGCGUUCGUGAAGAAGAAGGCCUCACUUACCCUCCUCCGUCUAUACCGCAAGAACCCCGACAUUGUCCAGCCGCAAUGGGCCGAGCGCAUAAUAUCGCUUCUGGAUGACGUAGAUGUCGGGGUGGCUCUGUCUGUCACGUCUCUCGUCAUGGCCCUUGCCCAGGACAAUGCGAAUGCAUACAAGGGGGCGUAUGCGAAGGCCACAGCAAGAAUUAAGAGGAUAGUCAUUGACGGGGAGUACACUCCGGACUACCUUUACUACAAGGUCCCUUGCCCCUGGCUCCAGGUCAAGCUUCUGCGUCUACUGCAGUACUUCCCUCCUUCAGAUGACACUCACGUCCGCGAGAUGAUCCGAGAGUCGUUGCAGAAGAUUCUGAACCUCGCAAUGGAACAAACGAAGAACGUCCAGCAGAACAACGCACAGAACGCUGUGCUCUUCGAAGCUAUCAACCUCAUCAUUCACUUGGAUAACGAGCAAGCCCUGUUGAAGCAGAUCUCAUCUCGUCUGGGCCGAUUCUUGACCUCAAGGGAAACCAACGUUCGUUACUUGGGUUUGGAGGCGAUGACACAUCUGGCAGCCCGCAUCGAGACCCUGGAACCGAUCAAGCAGCACCAGGACGUCAUUCUUGGCUCACUUAAGGACAGAGAUAUCAGCGUGCGGAGGAAAGGUCUCGACCUUCUCUACAGCAUGUGCGACUCGUCCAAUGCCCAAGUUAUUGUCGGCGAACUUCUCCACUACCUCCAGAACGCCGAUUUCGCCAUAAGAGAGGAGAUGGUGCUGAAGAUUGCUAUCUUGACUGAACGAUAUGCCACUGACGUUCAGUGGUACGUGGACAUCUCGCUGCGUUUGAUUGCCAUGGCUGGUGAUCACGUCAGCGAUGAGGUGUGGCAGCGAGUCAUCCAGAUUGUGACGAACAACGAGGAGCUGCAGGUUUAUGCGGCUCAGCACUCCUUGCAGUACGUCAAGUCGGAUCACUGCCACGAGACUCUGGUCAAGAUCGGAGCCUACAUCUUGGGCGAAUUCGGCCAUCUCAUCGCCGACCAGCCUAAGUGCAGUCCCAUUGAGCAGUUCAUGGCUCUUCAGAGCAAGGUUGCCGCCUGCUCAUCAAGUACAAGAGCCAUGAUCCUCUCAUGUUACGUGAAAUUUGUCAACCUCUUCCCCGAAAUCAAGCCCCAGCUUCUCAAGGCAUUCCAGGUAUUCAGCCACACGCUUGACUCUGAGCUUCAGCAAAGAGCAUGCGAGUACCUGACGCUCGCCACACUGCCGACAGACGACCUUCUCCGCACUGUAUGCGACGAAAUGCCACCUUUCUCCGAACGACAAUCCGCACUACUUGCCAGAGUGCAUCAGAAGCAUGCCAACACUAGCGAUAAGAGAACUUGGAUUGUCGGUGGCAAGGAUGCGAACGCAGAUGUGGCAGAGAUGAAGAUGGCCAAGGAGGGUGGCCUCAAGAGGACCUUCAGCACAAAUACAAACGGCCAUCACGCGGCUAACGGAGGCACGAACGGAACAAAUGGUCACGGCAACGGUGUGAACGAUUUGGCCGGCCUGGACAUGAACAAUCUCGGACCUGCCGAACCCAAGACGAAGGCACCAAACCUGGCCAGUGCCGCCCACUUGUCUCCUAACUGGGAUGUGGGGUACAACAAGCUCCUGCUCAAGGGCGAGGGCGUGUUGUAUGAGGAUGGGCAACUCCAAGUCGGCGUACGUUCCGAGUACAGAGGCCAGAUGGCGUGCUUGAUCUUGUACUUCAAGAACAAGACCCCUACGGCCCUGGGCUCAUUCACCACAACACUAGAUCUUGACGAAAACGAAAAGGGUAAGCUUACAUGGGACGUGAAGAACCUGCCAGAGAGCACAAUCUAUCAGAAUGGGCAGUCUCAGCAGGUCAUCAUGUUCGAGUCGAAGAAGGUGUUUGACAAGAGCCCGACAAUACGUAUCAGCUACCUUGCUGGUGCCCUGCAGGCUGUCACCCUCAAGCUUCCCCUCACCGCACACAAGUUCAUGGACCCCGCGGAUCUCUCCGCCGAAGACUUCUUCAGGCGCUGGAAGCAGAUCGGCGGUGCCCCUCGUGAGGCACAAGCGAUCUUUGGUCUGGCACCUGGAAAGUCGGAUAGAGAGUUGAACGAGUUCUUCGUACGGCAGACGGUCGAGGGCUUCAGGUGGCGUGUUCUUGACGGUGUCGACCCUAACGCGAAGAACUUCGUGGGUGCCAGUGUCUUGCACACCUCAGAGGCUGGCAAGUUUGGUUGCUUGAUGCGUCUUGAGCCGAACUACGGAACCAAGAUGAUUCGUCUCACGAUCCGCGCCACAGACGAGAGCGUCCCUGCUGUCCUUCUCAAGGUUAUGCAGGACCGUCUUGCUGCUGGCUUCACGCAAGAAAAAUUCCAAGCCCCGACACCAUCCGAGAUAUCGGACGCAUUUAGCAACAUUCUGGUUACAUAG
Molecule: messenger RNA, 2952 nt
Organism: Colletotrichum paranaense
Lineage: Eukaryota; Fungi; Ascomycota; Sordariomycetes; Glomerellales; Glomerellaceae
Exons: 7
Coding region: 1-2952 (983 amino acids)
Biological process (GO): intracellular protein transport; clathrin-dependent endocytosis
Cellular component (GO): AP-2 adaptor complex; membrane coat
Molecular function (GO): clathrin-cargo adaptor activity
Source: RefSeq, a predicted model, not a curated record